GCCCUAGCAUUUCCGGACGCUGCGCGCCCUCUUCCCUCCCUGCCAAAUUGUGCUUCCACCCCCGGCCCGCCCCCGGGAAGGUUCUGGGCGUGCGCGGUGCAUUGUGGGGGGCCGGGAGCGAGCAGCCGCCGCGAUGAUGCCAACACCGGUUAUCCUGCUGAAGGAGGGCACGGACACCUCGCAGGGCAUCCCGCAGCUGGUCAGCAACAUCAACGCCUGCCAGGUGAUCGCCGAGGCCGUGCGCACCACGCUGGGCCCGCGCGGCAUGGACAAGCUCAUCGUGGAUGACCGGGGCAAAGCCACCAUCUCCAACGACGGGGCCACCAUCCUGAAGCUGCUGGACGUUGUGCACCCGGCCGCCAAGACCUUGGUGGACAUUGCCAAGUCGCAGGAUGCCGAGGUGGGUGAUGGCACCACGUCUGUGACCCUGCUGGCAGCUGAGUUCCUGAAGCAGGUGAAGCCCUACGUGGAGGAGGGGCUCCAUCCCCAGAUCAUCAUCCGCGCCUUCCGCACGGCCACGCAGCUGGCUGUGAACAAGAUCAAAGACAUCGCUGUCUCUGUGAAGAAGGAGGAUAAAGAUGAGCAGAGGAGUCUCCUGGAAAAGUGUGCAGCCACAGCCCUGAGCUCCAAGCUCAUCUCCCAGAGCAAGGAGUUUUUCUCCAAGAUGGUUGUAGAUGCUGUGAUGAUGUUGGAUGACUUGUUGCAGCUCAAGAUGAUCGGGAUAAAGAAGGUGCAAGGAGGAGCUCUGGAAGACUCACAGCUGGUGGCUGGAGUUGCCUUUAAGAAAACCUUCUCCUACGCUGGGUUUGAGAUGCAGCCCAAGAAGUACCAGUCCCCCAAAAUCGCCCUGCUCAACGUGGAGCUGGAGCUCAAGGCUGAGAAGGACAACGCCGAGGUCAGAGUGAACACGGUGGAGGAUUACCAGGCCAUCGUGGAUGCAGAGUGGAACAUCCUGUAUGACAAACUGGACAAAAUCCACAAGUCAGGAGCCAAGGUGGUGCUGUCCAAGCUGCCCAUUGGGGACGUGGCCACGCAGUACUUUGCAGACAGGGACAUGUUCUGUGCCGGCCGUGUCCCUGAGGAGGAUCUCAAGAGGACCAUGAUGGCCUGUGGGGGAUCCAUCCAGACCAGUGUCAAUGCCCUGUCGGAUGAUGUGCUGGGCCGCUGUGAGCUCUUUGAGGAGACCCAGAUUGGGGGAGAGAGGUACAACUUGUUCACGGGCUGCCCCAAGGCCAAGACGUGCACCAUCAUCCUGCGCGGCGGCGCCGAGCAGUUCAUGGAGGAGACCGAGCGCUCCCUGCACGACGCCAUCAUGAUCGUCAGGAGGGCCAUCAAGAACGACUCGGUGGUGGCAGGCGGCGGCGCCAUCGAGAUGGAGCUCUCCAAGUUCCUGCGGGAUUACUCGCGCACCAUCCCGGGCAAGCAGCAGCUGCUGAUCGGCGCCUACGCCAAGGCCCUGGAGAUCAUCCCCCGGCAGCUGUGCGACAACGCCGGCUUCGACGCCACCAACAUCCUCAACAAGCUGCGCGCCAAGCACGCCCAGGGCGGGAUGUGGUACGGCGUGGACGUGACCAACGAGGACAUCGCAGACAAUUUCCAGGCGUGCGUGUGGGAGCCGGCCGUGGUGCGCAUCAACGCGCUGACGGCCGCCUCGGAGGCCGCGUGCCUCAUCGUGUCCGUGGACGAGACCAUCCGCAACCCGCGCUCCAGCGUGGAGCCUGCUGCGGCUGCCGGGGCUGCUGGUGCCCGGGGCCGCGCCCGUGCCCGGCCCCACAACCACUGAGGGCUGCUGGAAACCCGCGGGGAUCGGGCUGCUCCUGCCCUGCAGAGAGCUGCCAGCCCCACAGCCACUGAGCAGCUGCUCCUGCCCCUGCAGAGAGCUGCCAGCCCCACAGCCACUGAGCAGCUGCUCUUUCCCUGCCCAGGGCUGCCAGCCCC
Camarhynchus parvulus is the source of this 1938-nucleotide messenger RNA. It is a transcript of the gene CCT7, whose product is annotated as chaperonin containing TCP1 subunit 7. The coding region runs from base 134 to 1783 and encodes 549 amino acids. Gene Ontology annotation, cellular component: chaperonin-containing T-complex. The record is from RefSeq and is a predicted model, not a curated record. Gene Ontology annotation, biological process: protein folding. Lineage: Eukaryota; Metazoa; Chordata; Aves; Passeriformes; Thraupidae. Gene Ontology annotation, molecular function: ATP hydrolysis activity; ATP binding; ATP-dependent protein folding chaperone. The transcript is spliced from 12 exons.